Messenger RNA from Schistocerca americana (American grasshopper), 8802 nucleotides. RefSeq lists its product as uncharacterized. NCBI's taxonomy places the organism in Eukaryota, Metazoa, Arthropoda, Insecta, Orthoptera, Acrididae. The record is from RefSeq and is a predicted model, not a curated record. The coding region runs from base 1 to 8802 and encodes 2933 amino acids. The transcript is spliced from 12 exons.
AUGGCUUGCGAGGACAGCACGGCUUGUGAGGACAGCACGGCUUGCGAGGAGAGCACGGCUUGCGAGGACACCACAGAUUGCGAGGAUAGCACGGCUUGCGAGGACAGCACAGCUUGCGAGGACAGCACGGCUUGCGAGGACAGCAAGGCUUGCGAGGAGAGCACAGCUUGCGCGGACACUUGCGAGGACAACACAGCAUGCAAGGAGAGCACAGCAAAGCUUACAAGGACAGCAUGGCUUGCGAGGACAGCACGGCUUGCAAGGACAGCACGCCUUGCGAGGACAGAAUGGCUUGCAAGGACAGCACGGCUAGUGAGGAGAGAACGGCUUGCGAGGACAGCACAGGUUGCAAGGACAGCACAGAUUGCGAGGACAGCAAAGCUUCCGAGAACAGCACAGCUUGCGAGGACAGCACAGUUUGCGAGAACAGCACAGCUUGCCAGGACAGGACAGCUUGCAAGGACAGCACAGCUUGCGAGCACAGCACAACUUGCGAGGAAAGCACAGCUUGUGAGGACAGCACAGCUUUCAAGGACAGCACAGCUUGCGAGGACAGCACAGCUUGCGAGGACAGCACGGCUUGCGAGGACAGCUGAGACAGCUCAACUUUCGAGGACAGCACAACUUGAGAGGACACCUCAACUUGAGAGGACAGCUCAACUUCAGAGGAUAGCUCCGGUUGAGAGGACUGCUCAACUUGAGAAGACAGCUCAACUUGAGAGGACAGCACAGCUUGCGAGGACAGCACAGCUCUUGAGGACAGCACAGCUUGCGAGGACAGCACAGCUUGCGAGGACAGCACGGCUUGUGAGGACAGCUGAACUUGAGAGGGCAGGUCAACUUGAGACGACAGCACAGCUUGCGAGGACAGCACAGCUUGCGAAGACUGCACAGCUUGCGAGGACAGCACAGCUUGCAAGGACAGCAAAGCUUGCAAGGAAAGUACGGCUUGCGAAGACAGCAUGGCUUGCGAGGGCAGCAUUGCUUGUGAGGACGGCACGGCUUGCGAGGAGAGAACGGCUUGGGAGGACAGCACAGGUUGCGAGGACAGCACAGGUUGCGAGGACAGCACAGCUUCCAAGGACAGCACAGCUUGCGAGGACUGCAAAGCUUGCGAGGACAGCACAGUUUGCGAGGACAGCACAGCUUGCGAGGACAGCACAGCUUGCGAGGAAGGCACAGCUUGCGAGGACAGCACAGCUUGCGAGGACAGCACAGCUUGCGAGGAAAGCACUGGUUGCGAGGACUGCUCAGCUUGAGAGGACAGUUCAACUUGAGAAGACAGCUCAACUUGAGAGGACAGCUCAACUUGAGAGGACAGCUCAACUUGAGAGGACAGCUCAAGUUGUGAGGACAGCUCAACUUGAGAGGACAGCUCAACUUGAGAGGACAGCUCAACUUGAGAGGACAGCUCAACUUGAGAGGACAGCUCAACUUGAGAGGACAGCUCAGCUUGAGAGGACAGCUCAACUUGAGCAGACAGCUCAACUUGAGUGGACAGCUCAACUUGAGAAGACAGAUCAACUUGAGGGGACAGCACUACUUAAGAGGAAAGCACUACUUGAGAGGAAAGCACAACUUGCGAGGACAGCAAAGCUGGCGAGGACAGCACAGCUUGCAAGGACAGCACGGCUUGCGAGGACAGCACGGCUUGCGAGGAUAGCACGGCUUGCGAGCACAGCACGGCUUCACAGCUUGCGAGGACAGCUCAAUUUUAGAGGACAGCUCAACUUGAGAGGACAGCUCAACUUGAGAGGAAAGCUCAACUUGACAGCUCAACUUGAGAGGACAGCUCAACUUCAGAGGACAGCUCAACUUGAGACGACAGCUCAACUUGAGAUGGCAGCUGAACUUGAGAGGGCAGCUCAACUUGAGACGACAGCACAGCUUGCGAGGACAGCACAGCUUGCGAGGACAGCACAGCUUGCGACGACAGCACAGCUUGCGAGGACAGCACAGCUUGCGAGGACAGCACAGCUUGCGAGGGCAACAGAGCUUGCGAGGAAAGCAGAGGUUGCGAGGACAGCUCAGCUUGAGAUAACAGCUAAACUUGAGAGGACCGUUCAACUUGAGCGGACUGUACGACUUGAGAAGAUAGCACAACUUGCGAGGACAGCAAAGCUUGCGAGAACAGCAAAGCUUGCGAGGACAGCAAAGCGUGAGAGCUUGCGAGGAAAGCACAGCUUGCGAGGACAGCACAGCUUGCGAGGAAAGCACAGCUUGCGAAGGGCAGCACAGUUUUCGAGGACAGCACAGCUUGCGAGGACAGCACAGCUUGCAAGGACAGCACAGCUUGCGAGGACAGUUCAACUUGAGAGGACAGCUCAACAUGAGAGGACAGCUCAGCUUGAGAGGACAGCUCAACUUGAGCAGACAGCUCAACUUGAGUGGACAGCUCAACUUGAGAAGACAGCUCAACUUGAGGGGACUGCACUACUUAAGAGGAAAGCACUACUUGAGAGGAAAGCACAACUUGCGAGGACAGCAAAGCUGACGAGGACAGCACAGCUUGCAAGGACAGCACGGCAUGCGAGGACAGCACGGCUUGCAAGGACAGCACAGCUUGUGAGGACAGCACAGCUUGCGAGGACAGCACAGCUUGCAAGGACAGCACAGCUUGCGAGGACAGCACAGCUUGCGAGGACAGCACAGCUUGCGAGGAAUGCACAGGUUGCGAGGACAGCUCAGCUUGAGAGGACAGCUCAACUUGAGAGGACAGCUCAACUUGAGCGGACUGCUCAACUUGAGAGGAAAGCUCAACUUGAGAGGACAGCUCAACUUCAGAGGACAGCCCAACUUGAGAGGACAGCUCAACUUGAGAGGACAGCUCAACUUGAGAGGGCAGCUGAACUUGAGAGGGCAGCUCAACUUGAGGCGACAGCACAGCUUGCGAGGACAGCACAGCUUGCGAGGACAGCACAUUUUGCAAGGACAGCACAGUUUGCGAGGACAGCACAGCUUGCGAGGACAGCACAGCUUGCGAGGAGAGAACGGCUUGCGAGGACAGCACAGGUUGCGAGGACAGCACAGGUUGCAAGGACAGCACAGCUUCCAAGGACAGCAAAGCUUGCGAGGACAGCACAGCUUGUGAGGACAGCACAGCUUGCGAGGACAGCGCAGCUUGCGAGGACAGCACAGCUUGCGAGGACAGCACAGCUUGCGAGGACAGCACAGCUUGCGAGGACAGCACAGCUUGCGAGGACAGCUCAGAUUGAGAGGACAGCUCAACUUGAGAGGACAGCUCAACUUGAGCAGACUGCUCAACUUGAGAGGAAAGCUCAACUUGAGAGGACAGCUCAAUUUGAGAGAACAGCUCAACUUGAGAGGACAGCUCCACUUGAGAGGACUGCACAACUUGAGAAGACAGCACAAUUUGCGAGGACAGCAAAGCUUGCUAGGACAGCAAAGUUUGCGAGGGCAGAACAGCUUGCGAGGACACAGAGGUUGGGAGGACAGCUCAGCUUGCGUGGACAGCAGAGCUUGCGAGGACAGCACAGCUUGCGAGGACGGCACGGCUUGCGAGGACAGCACGGCUUGCGAGGACAGCACAGCUUGCGAGGACAGCACGGCUUGCGAGGACAGCACAGCUUGCGAGGACAGCACAGCUUGCGAGCACAGCUCAACUUGAGAGGACAGCUCAACUUGAGAGGACAGCUCAAUUUGAGAGGACAGCUCAACUUGAGAGUACAGCUCAACUUGACAGCUCAAUUUGAGAGCACAGGUGAACUUGAGAGGACAGCUCAACUUGAGAGGACAGCUCAACUUGAGAGGGCAGCUGAACUUGAGAGGGCAGCUCAACUUGAGACGACAGCACAGCUUGCGAGGACAGCACAGCUUGCGAGGACAGCACAGCUUGCGAGGACAGCACAGCUUGCGAGGACAGCACAGCUUGCGAGGACAGCACAGCUUGCGAGGACAGCACAGCUUGCGAGGAGAGAACGGCUUGCUAGGACAGUACAGGUUGCAAGGACAGCACAGGUUGCAAGGACAGCACAGCUUCCAAGGACAGCACAGCUUGCGAGGACAGCACAGCUUGCGAGGGCAGCACAGCUUGCGAGGACAGCACAGCUUGCGAGGACAGCACAGCUUGCGAGGACAGCACAGCUUGCGAGGACAGCACAGCUUGCGAGGACAGCACGGCUUGCGAGGAAAGCACAGGUUGCGAAGACAGCUCAGCUUGAGAGGACAGCUCAACUUGGGAGGACAGCUCAACUUGAGCGGACUGCUCAACUUGAGAGGAAAGCUCAACUUGAGAGGACAGCUCAACUUGAGAGAACAGCUCAACUUGAGAGGACAGCUCAACUUGAGAGGACUGCACAACUUGAGAAGACAGCACAAUUUGCGAAGACAGCUAAACUUGCUAUGUCAGCAAUGUUUGCGAGGACAGCACAGCUUGCGAGGACAGCACGGCAUCUGAGGACAGCAUGGCUAGCGAGGACAGCACGUCUUGCGAGGGCAGCAGAGGUUGGGAGGACAGCUCAGCUUGCGUGGACAGCACAGCUUGCGAGGACAGCACAGCUUGCGAGGACAGCACUGCUUGCGAGGACAGCACAGCUUGCAGGGACAGCACAGCUUGCGAGGACAGCACAGCUUGCGAGGACAUUACAGCUUCUUAACUUGAGAGAGCUGCUCAACUUGAGAGGACAGCUCAACUUGAGAAGACAGCUUUACUUGAGAGGACAGCUCAACCUGAGGACAGCUCAACUUGAGAGGACAGCUCAAAUUGAGAGGACAGCUCAUCUAGAGAGGACAGGUCAUCUAGAGAGGACAGCUCAACUUGAGAAGAGAGCUCAACUUGAGAGGACAGCUCAACUUGAGAGGUCAGCUCAACUUGAGAGGACAGGUCAACUUGAGAGGACAGCUCAACACAGCUUGCGAGAACAGCAUGGCUUGCGAGGACAGCACAGCUUGCGAGGAUGGCUCAGCUUGCGAGGAAAGCACAGCUUGCGAGGACAGCACGGCUUGCGAGGACAGUUCAACUUGAGAGGACAGCUCAACUUGAGAGGACAGCUCAGCUUGAGAGGACAGCUCAACUUGAGCAGACAGCUCAACUUGAGUGGACAGCUCAACUUGAGAAGACAGCUCAACUUGAGGGGACAGCUCAACUUGAGAGGACAGCUCAACUUGAGAGGACAGCUCAACUUGAGAGGACAGCUCAACUUGAGAGGACAGCUCAACGUCACAGCUCAACUUGAGAGGACAGCUCAACUUGGGAGGACAGCUCAACUUGAGAGGACUGCUCAACUUGAGAGGACAGCUCAACUUGAGAGGGGAACUGAACUUGAGAGGGCAGCUCAACUUGAGACGACAGCACAGCUUGCGAGGACAGCACAGCUUGCGAGGACACCACAGCUUGCGAGGACAGCACAGCUUGCGAGGACAGCACAGCUUGCGAGGACAGCACAGCUUGCGAGGAGAGAACGGCUUGUGAGGACAGCACAGGUUGCGAGGACAGCACAGCUUGCGAGGACAGCACAGCUUGCGAGGACAGCACAGCUUGCGAGGACAGCACAGCUUGCGAGGACAGCACAGCUUGCAAAGACAGCACAGCUUGCGAGGAAAGCACAGGUUGCGAGGACCCCUCAGCUUGAGCGGACUGCUCAACUUGAGAGGAAAGCUCAACUUGAGAAGACAGCUGAACUUGAGAGAACAGCUCAACUUGAGAGGACAGCUCAACUUGAGAGGACUGCACAACUUGAGAAGACAGCACAAUUUGCGAGGACAGCAAAGCUUGCUAGGACAGCAAAGUUUGCGAGGACAGCACAGCUUGCGAGGACAGCACGGCUUCUGAGGACAGCACGGCUAGCGAGGACGGCACGACUUGCGAGGACAGCAGAGGUUGGGAGGACAGCUCAGCUUGCGAGGACAGCACGGCUUGUGAGGACAGCACAGCUUGUGAGGACAGCACAGCUUGUGAGGACAGCACUGCUUGUGAGGACAGCACAGCUUGCAGGGACAGCACAGAUUGCGAGGACAGCACAGCUUGCGAGGACAUUACAGCUUGUGAGGACAGCUCAACUUGAGAGGACAACUCAACAUGAGAGGACAGCUCGACUUGAGAGGACUGCACAACUUGAGAAGACAGCACACCUUGAGAAGACAGCAAAGCUUGCGAGAACAGCAAAGCUUGCGAGGACAGCAAAGCUUACGAGGACAGCAUGGCUUCUGACGACAGCACGGCUAGCGAGGACAGCACGGCUUGCGAGGACAACAGAGUUGAGAGGACAGCUCAACUUGAGAAGACAGCUUUACUUGAGAGGACAGCUCAACCUGAGAGGACAGCUCGAGAGGACAGCUCAACUUGUGAGGACAGCUCAUCUAGAGUGGACAGCUCUACUUGAGAAGAGAGCUCAACUUGAGAGGACAGCUCAACUUGAGAGGACAGCUCAACUUGAGAGGACAGCACAGCUUGUGAGGAUAGCACAGCUUGCGAGGACAGCACAGUUUGCGAGUACAGCACAGCUUGCGAGGACAGCACAGCUUGCGAGGACAGCACAGCUUGCGAGGACAGCACAGCUUGCGAGGACAGCACAGCUUGCGAGGACGGCACAGCUUGCGAGGACAGCACAGCUUGCGAGGACAGCUCUACUUGAGAGGACAGCCCAACUUGAGAGGACAGCUCAACUUAAGAAGACAGCUUUACCUGAGAGGACAGCUCAACCUGAGAGGACAGCUCAAUUUGAGAGGACAGCUCAACUUGAGAGGACAGCUCAAUUUGAGAGGACAGCUCAACUUGAGAGGACAGCUCAUCUAGAGAGGACAGCUCAACUUGAGAGGACAGCUCAACUUGAGAGGACAGCUCAACUUGAGAGGACAGCUCAACUUGCGAGGACAGCACAGCUUGUGAGGAUAGCUCUACUUGAGAGGACAGCUCAACUUGAGAAGACAGCUCAACUUAAGAAGGCAGCUUUACUUGAGAGGACAGCUCAACCUGAGAGGACAGCUCAAUUUGAGAGGACAGCUCAACUUGAGAGGACAGCUCAUCUAGAGAGGACAGCUCAACUUAAGAAGUCAUCUUUACUUGAGAGUACAGCUCAACUUGAGAGGACAGCACAGCUUGCGAGGACAGCACAGCUUGUGAGGACAGCUCUACUUGAGAGGACAGCUCAACUUGAGAGGACAGCUCAACUUGCGAGGACAGCUCUACUUGAGAGGACAGCUCAACUUGAGAGGACAGCUCAACUUAAGAAGACAGCUUUACUUGAGAGGACAGCUCAACCUGAGAGGACAGCUCAAUCUUGCGAGGACAGCAAAGCUCGCAAGGACAGCACAGCUUGCGAGGACAGCAUGGCUUGCGAGGACAGCACGGCUUGCGAGGACGGCACCGCUUGCGAGGUCUGCAUGGCUUGCGAGGACAGCACGGCUUGCGAAGCAGCACAGGUUGUGAGGACAGCCCAGCUUGCGAGGACAGCACAGCUUGCGAGGACUUCACAGUUUGCGAGGACAGUACAGCUAGCGCGGACAGCACAGCUUGGAAGGACAGCAGAGCUUGCGAGGACAGCUCAACUUGAGAGGACUGCUCAACUGGAGAGGACAGCUCAACUUGAGAGGACAGCACAACUUGAAAGGACAGCACAACUUGAGAGGACAGCUCAACUUGAGAGGACAGCUCAACAUGAGAGGACAGCUCAACUUGAGAGGACAGCUCAACUUGAGAGGACAGCUCAACUUGAGAGGACAGCACUACUUGAGAGGACAGCUCAACUUGCGAGGACAGCACAGCUUGCGAGGACAGCACAGCUUCCGAGGACAGCACAGGUUGCGAGGACAGCACAGCUUGCGAGGACAGCAAAGCUUGCGAGGACAGCACGGCUUCUGAGGACAGCACGGCUAGCGAGGACAGCACGGCUUGCGAGGACAACAGAGCUUAACUUGAGAGGACUGCUCAAGUUGAGAGGACAGCUCAACUUGAGAAGACAGCUUUACUUGAGAGGACAGCUCAAACUGAGAGGACAGCUCGAGAGGACAGCUCAACUUGUGAGGACAGCUCAUCUAGAGUGGACAGCUCAACUUGAGAAGAGAGCUCAUUUUGAGAGGACAGCUCAACUUGAGAGGUCAGCUCAACUUGAGAGGACAGCUCAACUUGAGAGGACAGCUCAAGUAGAGAGGACAGCUCAAGUUGAGAGGAUAGCUCAACUUGAGAGGACAGCUCAAUUUGAGAGGACAGCUCAACUUGAGAGGACAGCUCAUCUAGAGAGGACAGCUCAACUUGAGAGGACAGCUCAACUUGAGAGGACGGCUCAACUUGCGAGGACAGCACAGCUUGUGAGGACAGCUCUACUUGAGAGGACAGCUCAACUUGAGAAGACAGCUCAACUUAAGAAGGCAGCUUUACUUGAGAGGACAGCUCAACCUGAGAGGACAGCUCAAUUUGAGAGGACAGCUCAACUUGAGAGGACAGCACAUCUAGAGAGGACAGCUCAACUUAAGAAGACAUCUUUACUUGAGAGGACAGCUCAACUUGAGAGGACAGCACAGCUUGCGAGGACAGCACAGCUUGUGAGGACAGCUCUACUUGAGAGGACAGCUCAACUUGAGAGGACAGCUCAACUUGCGAGGACAGCUCUACUUGAGAGGACAGCUCAACUUGAGAGGACAGCUCAACUUAAGAAGACAGCUUUACUUGAGAGGAUAGCUCAACCUGAGAGGACAGCUCAAUUUGAGAGGACAGCUCAACUUGAGAGGACAGCACAACUUGAGAGGACAGCACAACUUGCGAGGACAGCACAACUUGCGAGGACAGCACAGCUUGCGAGGACAGCAAAGCUCGCAAGGACAGCACAGCUUGCGAGGACAGCAUGA